GGCCGCGCGGUUUGCUCGCUCCCUUGCUGAGUGAGUGUUGGGGCUCGCGGUCGAUGGAAGCCGGAUACAUUGUUACUCUGGAGUUGGAAUGAAGUUGUGUUGGAAGUUUUUAUCCCGGACAGCCCUGGUGAAUACGAGCCUGCAACCGAAGCCCGAAAAUGGCUGCAAAUAAGGCAAAGAAAGUUACGAAAAUGGCAACGAAAGCAUGUCCGGAAUGUGACCAACAGAUUCCUGUUGCCUGUAAGUCAUGCCCGUGUGGAUUCAUUUUUAUUAGUAGAAGACUACUGAAUGCUAAACUGUCUGAGAAAUCACCACCACCUAAUUUAGAUUUACAAGCUGAAGGCAGAGAUGAAUUCAAGAUAUUAACAGGAAAAGUCCCGGACAACAAAUCAGCAGCUAAGAGAAGGAGAACAGAAAGGGCACGGCGCGAGAAGGCAAAUUCUGCUCUUGCUAAAGACUUGGAAAACAGGAAGCGUUCCAGAUCCGACAGCCAAUCUGAACAAAUUCGGCGGCGACGAGGGCGACCCAAGACCACCCCUAGCAAGAAACAUGAUGACGAGAAAGAAAGGCAAGAAAAGGAAGUUGAUGUAUAUGCAAGUCUUUCAGAUGAACGAGCCUUUGUAUUUUCAGUGGCAUUGGCAGAAAUAAACAGAAAAAUAAUCAAUCAAAAAUUAAUUCUUUGACAAAGCAUUCUAAAGUGAAAUAUAACCACAACUCAGGACUCAGCUCUUGCACAGUUGUUUCACCUAUUUGGAUCUCGUACUGUGAUGUUUUCCAGCAUUAUUGUGGAUGCCUAAAUCUAUAGUUAGAUUCUGCUUAAUUGACAGAUGACUUUUUUUUUAAGCAGAACUUUUCCAUGUCUUGGAUAUGGACAGGUGGUGACUUGAAUUCGUACACCAAAGUGGACGAAAACAAUUUCUUUCCUAAAUCUCAAGAUACUUUGUAAGGAAAUAAUAAUUCCACAUUGAACAAAGGUGUAGAUCCAUGCAUCGAUCAAGAAACCGGUGAAAAGCUUGUUUCCCCAAUCCAUUUUGUCAACUGAACAAGCCAGGAAAAGGAACCAAAGAUGUUCUCCUGGUGUGUUUACGUGAACCUAGAAAUGGUUAUUUCUGAUCCAAAUGCAGAUUUCCUUGUGUUUUACUUUAUUUAUGACAUUGCUUACAGGUAUUAUCUAUUCUGGUCUGUGUAAUUAGUCUAAACACUGCAUAAAAUACUACAAUAAAAAAGUGUUAAGUUUCAUA
Hemiscyllium ocellatum (epaulette shark) is the source of this 1241-nucleotide messenger RNA. RefSeq names its product chromosome 17 C16orf87 homolog (gene hdip1). Bases 159 to 683 code for a protein of 174 amino acids. The transcript is spliced from 5 exons. The record is from RefSeq and is a predicted model, not a curated record. Lineage: Eukaryota; Metazoa; Chordata; Chondrichthyes; Orectolobiformes; Hemiscylliidae.